Messenger RNA from Felis catus (domestic cat), 1963 nucleotides. RefSeq names its product katanin catalytic subunit A1 like 2 (gene KATNAL2). Lineage: Eukaryota; Metazoa; Chordata; Mammalia; Carnivora; Felidae. Bases 99 to 1736 code for a protein of 545 amino acids. The record is from RefSeq and is a predicted model, not a curated record. Gene Ontology annotation, molecular function: ATP hydrolysis activity; ATP binding; protein binding. The transcript is spliced from 16 exons.
UGGUUAAGCGUCAGGUUCCCCCAAGCAGCUUUCCUUGGAAGUACUGGUCAGCCCAGUGACUGGCCCUUUUCUCCUUUCCGGCCCUAAUACAGUAGCCGAUGGAGCUUUCUUACCAGACCCUCAAAUUCACGCACCAGGCACGGGAAGCGUGUGAGAGGAGAACAGAAGCACGACGAAAAAAUCUUCUUAUUUUGAUUCUGCAUUAUUUAACACAAGAAGGAUAUAUCGAUACAGCCAAUGCUUUGGAGCAAGAAACUAAACUGGGGCUACGACGCUUUGAAGUCUGUGACAACAUCGACCUUGAAACUAUUUUGAUGGAAUAUGAGAGCUAUUAUUUUGUAAAAUUUCAGAAAUACCCCAAAAUUGUCAAAAAGGCAUCAGACACAGCGGAAAAUAAUUUACCACAAAGAAGUGGAGGGAAGACCAGAAGGGUCUUUGUUCCCUUCCCUAGGGUGAUGAGCGACAGUUGUCAAAAUCUUCCCAAGAUCAGUCAGCAGAGGCCACGGUCCAGAACCACGGUGGGGAAGCCAGGGGAUGCCAAAUCCGUCCAUAAGGAGCAUCCUAAACAGGAGCCUGUCAAUAAUACUCCCAUGGAGGGCGCUGACUUUGGCUUGAGUAUAUCAGGAAUCCCCAAAGGCAGCGGAGAAGAAAACGUCCACCCACAAAAAGGCCAAAUCAUUGACUUCCGAGGGCUGCUCACAGAUGCCAUCAAAGGAGCAACCAGCGAGGUUGGCUUGAACAGCCUUGACUGUAACCCAGACCCCUCAGAACGAUUGUUGAAACCUCUGAGUGCAUUUAUUGGCAUGAAUAGUGAGAUGCGAGAACUGGCAGCCGUGGUGAGCCGGGACAUUUAUCUCCAUAGUCCAAACAUAAAGUGGGAUGACAUUAUUGGACUCGAUGCAGCCAAGCAGUUAGUCAAAGAAGCUGUCGUGUACCCUAUAAGGUACCCACAGCUGUUUACAGGAAUUCUCUCCCCCUGGAAAGGACUGCUGCUCUAUGGCCCUCCAGGUACAGGGAAGACUUUACUGGCCAAAGCUGUGGCCACGGAGUGCAAAACAACUUUCUUUAACAUUUCUGCGUCUACCAUUGUCAGCAAAUGGAGAGGGGAUUCAGAAAAACUUGUUCGGGUGUUAUUUGAACUCGCCCGCUAUCACGCCCCCUCCACCAUCUUCCUGGACGAGUUGGAGUCAGUGAUGAGUCAGAGAGGCACGGCUCCUGGGGGAGAACAUGAAGGAAGCCUCCGGAUGAAGACAGAGUUACUGGUGCAGAUGGAUGGGCUGGCUCGCUCAGAAGAUCUCGUGUUUGUCUUAGCAGCUUCUAACCUGCCAUGGGAGCUGGACUGUGCCAUGUUACGCCGCCUGGAGAAGAGGAUUCUGGUUGAUCUCCCCAGCCGGGAGGCCAGGCAGGCCAUGAUCCACCACUGGCUGCCCCCUGUGAGCAGGAGCAGAGCCCUGGAGCUGCGCACAGAGCUGGAGUACGGCGUGCUGAGCCAGGAGACUGAGGGCUACUCGGGCUCAGACAUUAAGCUUGUCUGCAGAGAAGCAGCCAUGCGGCCUGUGAGGAAGAUCUUCAGUGCCCUUGAAAAUCACCAGUCAGAGAGCAGCAAUUUACCUGGAAUCCAGCUGGAUACAGUGACCACUGCCGACUUCUUAGAUGUGCUAGCUCACACCAAGCCUUCAGCAAAGAAUCUGACUCAGAGAUACUCAGCCUGGCAAAGUGAGUUCGAGUCCGUAUGAAAUCACAUUUAUCCCGACCCGGCCACAAAGACAACCAAAGAGGCUUCCUGAUUUAUUAGUGUAAGCGGGAGAAGAACAUAAUGAUUGGAAUAGAAAAAGUUAUCCUUGAAGACCGAAUUAGUUUGAACAACCGUACUAUUUUGGGACUAGGAUAUAUUUUUGUCAAAUUUUCAUGACUGAUGCCAGCAGUAUGUUGGAGAUUUCAAUUACAGGUGUAUUUGCUAUUA